AUGGCUUCCAGACUCUCACCCCUUCUCUUCAGAUCAGCCCUCCGCUCGGCGACGUGUCGAGCGGCGAGGCCCCAGUUCCGCGCUUUCUCCCUCACAGCCGUCCGCCCCAGCGACACACUCCAAGUGCACCGCGACUCCCCCAAGAACAACGCCGACAUCCCCUUCAAGUUCUCCAAGGAGAACGAGGCCGUCAUCGAUGAGAUCCUCAAGCGCUACCCGCCGCAGUACAAGAAGGCCGCCGUCAUGCCCAUCCUCGACCUCGGCCAGCGUCAGCACGGCUUCACCAGCAUCAGCGUCAUGAACGAGGUCGCCCGCCUCCUGGAGAUGCCCCCUCAGCGCGUUUACGAAGUCGCCUCUUUCUACACCAUGUACAACCGCACCCCCGUCGGAAAGUACUUCAUCCAGGCCUGCACAACUACCCCCUGCCAACUUGGCGGCGUCGGCUCCGACGUGAUCGUCAAGGCCAUCAUCGACCACCUCGGCAUUAAGCAGGGUGAGACCACCAAGGACGGCCUCUUCACCCUCCUCGAGGUCGAGUGCCUCGGCGCCUGCGUCAACGCUCCUAUGGUUCAGAUCAACGACGACUACUACGAGGAUCUCACCCCCGAGACCACUGUCCAGCUCCUCGACGCCCUGAAGGCCACCGCGACCGCCACCGGCGGCGCCGCCGCCGCCCAGGUUCCCAAGCCCGGCCCCAUCAACAGCGGCCGCCAAACCUGCGAAAACAGCAAGGGGUUGACAAACCUUACCUCGGAGCCAUGGGGCCCCGAGGUGACGCGGAGCGACUUGUGA
Colletotrichum graminicola M1.001 is the source of this 792-nucleotide messenger RNA. Its product is annotated as respiratory-chain NADH dehydrogenase 24 kDa subunit. NCBI's taxonomy places the organism in Eukaryota, Fungi, Ascomycota, Sordariomycetes, Glomerellales, Glomerellaceae. The transcript has 3 exons. The record is from RefSeq and is a predicted model, not a curated record. Gene Ontology annotation, molecular function: NADH dehydrogenase activity. The coding region runs from base 1 to 792 and encodes 263 amino acids.